AUGUCUGGUCCAACACCACAUUCACAUGCUUCAAAUCCAGAACGAAUACCUGCUGUUGAAAUAAAAAAUGAUAUUAAAAUUAAAGCGGCUAUAUCUAAUGAAGCACCAAGUUCAAUUAUACAGUCGUCGUUACGCUCUUUACCUUUAACCGCAGUUAGCAGUCUGCCAUCAUCUGAUUCAUUAGCAAGAACUGUUCGAAGACAACGUCCAACAUUAUCUUUAACUUCAUCUUCUCAAUUACCUAUUGAAUUAAGAAAAACUGAUCGUGGAGACGAUUUUAUACUUUAUGAAGAUAAUGAAAUGAUUAUUUUUACUACAAAAAGAAAUUUAUAUUUGUUAAAAGAAUGUACACAUUGGUUUGUAGAUGGUACAUUUAAGGUUUGUCCUAAACAAUUCUAUCAAUUAUUUACAUUACACGCCUUGUUAAAAUCUGUUGUUAUUCCACUCGUCUACGGGUUAUUAAUUGGUAAAAGUAGCGAUGAUUAUAAACAGUUUUUUGAAAAAGUCUUAGAACAAGAUGAUUUUCAACCAGAAUCAAUUCUUAGUGAUUUCGAAUCGGGCACAAUCAAAACCAUUAAAGAACUUUUUCCGAAUACUGUUCAUAGAGGCUGUCUUUUUCACUAUGGACAAUGUAUAUGGCGUCAUAUACAAGAGAAUGGUUUAUCAACAAAAUAUGAUGAUGAUGAUAAUUUUAGAUUAAAUGUUAGAAAAUUAUUAUCAUUACCUUUUGUUCCAGCUUCAGAAGUGAUCGAAGCGUUUGAAUUAAUUGCUGAUGAAUUCGAUGAUGAAGCUGACACUCUUGUUGAAUAUUAUGAAAAGACAUGGAUUGAGGAGAAGAAGAAACGAGGAGCUGGAAGAAAAAAACCAAAAUUUAAUAAUGAAUUAUGGAAUGUAUAUGAGCGUAUCAUUAAUGAUCUUCCAAGAUCAAAUAAUUCGGUGGAAGCGUGGCUAGAGAUAAAAUUCUCCUGA
Messenger RNA from Rotaria sp. Silwood2, 969 nucleotides. The record is from the annotation of a GenBank genome assembly. Lineage: Eukaryota; Metazoa; Rotifera; Eurotatoria; Philodinida; Philodinidae.